Molecule: messenger RNA, 1017 nt
Organism: Megalops cyprinoides (Indo-Pacific tarpon)
Lineage: Eukaryota; Metazoa; Chordata; Actinopteri; Elopiformes; Megalopidae
Product: trans-2,3-enoyl-CoA reductase-like
Exons: 12
Coding region: 1-1017 (338 amino acids)
Biological process (GO): very long-chain fatty acid biosynthetic process
Molecular function (GO): oxidoreductase activity, acting on the CH-CH group of donors
Source: RefSeq, a predicted model, not a curated record
AUGUCCCCCGCCCGGCGGGAUCCGUCGCAGACAUUUUUCUCCUUCUCCCAGCUCAUUUUGAACAGCGGAGCCCUGGGCUUGCAAGUCAACCGCGCCAAGGUCAGCUACAUAGAAGUGGAGAUCCUGGAUCAUCAAACAGGAAGGCCUGUCUCCAUCAUAGACAAGGUGCACCCUCUGUCAACUGUUCUUGACCUGAAAAAUCGCUUCCAUAAAGCAUGUCCUGGCUGGUAUCCAUCACGCACUGGCCUCAGGACUGUCCCCAAUGGGCCAUUCCUGCCAGACACCUGCGUGAUGCAGACCAUCGCCACCUCCUCCCUGGUCUCGGUGUACUCUACAGAUCUGGGCCGCCAGGUCGGCUGGAGUGCAGUGUUUCUGACCCAAUAUGUUGGACCCAUUUUAAUUUACCUGAUGUUUUAUUUACGUUUGUCAAAUGUGUAUGAUGACACUGUGAAAAGCCAGCGUCCUCCAGUAGUACACUUGGCCUGUUUCUGCCAUUCUCUUCACUACAUCAAACAUGUGCUGGAGACUCUGUUUGUUCAUAGGCUGUCUGAUGGAUACACCCCACUGCGGAACCUGCUAAAGGGUUGUGCCUUCUACUGGGGCUUCACAGCCUGGCUGGGAUACUACAUCAACCACCCCCUCUACACUCCUCCAUAUUUUGAGAACAAACAAGUUAUUCCAUCGCUUGUAUGGUUUUUGGUUUGUGAAGCUGGCAAUUUCUGUAUCAACAUUGCUUUAGCUCGACACAAUCAGACAGUUAAAGCAUCAUAUCCUCGACCAACCUACAAUCCCUUCACCUGGCUUUUCAAGCUUGUGCAUUGUCCACAGUACACAUAUGAGAUUGGAGCCUGGUUAAGUUUAGCUGUCAUGACACAAACUCUCCCUGUUGCAGUUUUCGCAAUGCUGAUAUCGAUUCAGAUGUUGCUGUGGGCAAAGAAAAGACAUCAUAAAUACCUGAGGCAGAGGAGGAGCAGCAGCGGCUACCGGAGGGCCGCCGUUAUUCCUUUCAUACUGUAG